AUGGCGGGAAUUUUAAAACGCGAACCUUUGCUUGAUGGUAGAGUUGCGGAUAAUUUUGGAUAUGUAAAUUCUGUUGAUGAGGCGUAUAAACUCAUUGCGGAAUUCGAAACAGGAUCGACGACGAAGUUUUCUUCCUUGAAGGCUGACAGAGGUUUCGGAAACACUGAUCACUCGAACAGAAGUCACAAAAUACUCUGGGAAGAUCCACUAGACAUUAAAGGUGCAAAAAUUCCUUUUACUGGUGUGCCUUUCAUAAUUUUGGGAAGGAAAGUGUUCGAUUGUCGGCACGGCAAAGAUAGAGAAGCUGGAGAGAAAAGGAAACGAAAAGAUGCAGAAGAGAAGGCUUGUCACAAAGAUUUCGUGUUCAAGAAAAGAUUUCUCGUUCAAGACACACGGAAGUUUGACUGCAAAGCACAGAUAAAAAUGCGAGAAAUUUUAUUUUUUGCACAGCACAAGUAUGAAAAAAGGAUUUACAUUGAACUACCUCUCAUUACAGACCUUCAGAAUCACUUUGUUGGCGAGGUAACUCAGUGUUCCACACGAAUUAAUGCCACGGCCAAUGAAAAAAAGUACACGACGGGCAAGCCGGUCAAAGUGGUUGCUGGAAUAUCUCAACCCCUUGAUGAGAAGAUCAUCAAGAGAAUCCACGAGCUCACUGCGGAGGGAGUCAAGGAAAUAUAUGAAAUGAGACGGCAUUUAAAAAUCUUCGUGAAAGAGGUCUUGUUUCGAGAUGAUCAGCAACCACAAGACACAAACGGCCGAUACUUCCCAAGGACAUCUGACCUGCGCACGCACAUGUAUCGAGCUACGGUCAAAAACCGCAUGUCAAGAAUUGAUCAGGCAAAUGUACACAUGAAGACAGAUGAGUGGAUAAAAGUUUACAACGCUGAUUCCUUUUACUUUCGUCCUCACUCAGAACAAGUAGACACGCCUAUGGAGGUUCCAGUCUGGUCUGAAAAUGAAAAAGAAGAUGAGUUGGAUGAGGAAGUACGUCUCACUCAAGAGGGGGGAGAACAAAGCAAGAAAUUGUUAUUUGUGCAUCAAACAGCAUGGCAAAAGCGACUCCUUCGCCUGUAUCGCAACCACAUCUGCCUUCUUGACGCUACGUACAAGACAACGCGAUACGCACUACCUCUGUUUUUUCUGGCGGUAAAAACUAAUGUUGAUUACCAGGUGGUAGGGUCCUUCGUGACUGAAGAUGAAACUGUGUGUUCAAUAAGAUGGGUCUGGGCUUUUCGGAAAGAUCGUCUCCAAGUAGCUGUCAACACCAACAACGGUCUUGAAAGACAAAACGAGGAUUUCAAAUACAACCACCUCGCUAACCAUAGGGAUAAGAGCCUGAGUGCAAUGCUCUCCGUGCUCAUCACCGAUUUUUUACCAGAAAAGUACUCAAUAAAACCACAUGUGCAACUAACGCCGGGGGACAGCAAAAGUUAUGUACACUCUGCCCAUGCUAAAAUGCUUAACCUCUUGUCGUUUUCGUCUCCGUGCAGGUACAUGGAGAAAAAUGUCAGAUGUCACAGAAUGUACAGAACAUACAACAAAGAGUUACCGGAAUUCCUCGUCAACAGGCCAAGAUAUUUUGUGGAGCACUGCAAAGAAAAAAUCAGUCUUGCAAUGGAUAUAAACAAGAGCAGCAUCAAGCCAUCAGACACUGGAGGUGUAUUUGAAGUUAAAAGUGAAUCGUCAAGUAGGCAGUGGUACCGGCUGCAGUUUGGGGACAAAGAGGGAACAUCACCCUCGUGCGAAUGUGAGGCAUGGCAGCGAAGGCGCUUGCCUUGCAAGCACUUCUUUGCUAUUUUUAAGCACUUCCCAGAGUGCAAUUGGGAGAAACUGCCGCCAAACUAUCGGAAUUCGCCAUACCUAACCCUAGACUACGAUCUACUCAAUGGCGGCAGUCCUUUGCCUUCCCCAUCCAGUGUCUUACCCGAAGCCAAAGGUGAAAGUCCACAGCUGGAUGAGCUACUGCCUGAAAAACCUUGGCUGUGUUCAAAAGAAAACGUAUCCCCUAUUCCUGAAACCAAUAUCCCAAUAGGGUCCACUCAUCACCAAAAGAAAAGUGAAGGGAAAAAAUGCCGCAUACUCUUGGAUGAAAUUCGCCAACUCACAUUCGUAGUUCAAGAUCAACAAGCGUUGGCAAAUCUUCAUAGGGAGCUAUCGAGUCUUCGUGACGAAAUACAACAGUUCAAAACAUCAGAAGACGGACUCGUCAUUGAAGGUGGUGAGAGCAGUCCUUUCAUGAGAAAAAGCACAAAAAUGGACAACAAGGCACGCAGCUCUAGUGAAAACCGAUGUAAAACUUCCCUACCUAAAAGGACACCAAAAAACAGAUACACUGCGCGGGUGGGUGUGAAGGCUGCUAUGAACCGAAAGACAUGCUUUGUCCACGUACCUGUGAAAUCAACAACCAAAUAUCGAACGGCAUUUUAUAAAGAAACAAAACCUGCAAUCUUCCCUGAGCAGACAAGCAGUACAGAAAAAGAAGAGGAAACCAGUAAUGAAGAAGAGAAAGUAAAAGCUGUGAAUGCUCGCAAAUCCGAUGAAACACCAACCACAUCCAAAGGAAGUGAAAAUUGUGAAAGAGAAACUGACGCGUAUGGCAAGCGGGAAUGUGAUUUUGGAAAGCUAAAAGAAAAUAGCGGUAAAGAAGACGAAAUGGAAGGUUCAUCUUCACCCAGAUUAUACAACAAAAACGAAACGAAAAAUGAAAAGAAGGAAACUGUGAAGAAACCUCCUCCUGCAACAGUAGCGAUUGACGACGACAGUUCGUCGCCAAAAAUUUGGUUAACUUUACCAAAUGUUUUCCCGGACGAUCCGGAAUCGCGACUCACAAUCCUGGAAGCCACUAAAAACAACAUCUUGGACAAAACUGGAUGGCUAUAUGACACAGAAAUCAAUGCUGGCCAAAUCCUUCUCAAGAAACAAUUUCCCCUGAUUGACGGCCUUCGUGAUCCUGCCAUAAGAGGUCAUUUGGUUGAUCCAGCAACAUCUGAGUUUGUGCAA
This is a messenger RNA of Stylophora pistillata, 3003 nucleotides long. RefSeq lists its product as uncharacterized. The record is from RefSeq and is a predicted model, not a curated record. Lineage: Eukaryota; Metazoa; Cnidaria; Anthozoa; Scleractinia; Pocilloporidae.